Molecule: messenger RNA, 2788 nt
Organism: Drosophila erecta
Lineage: Eukaryota; Metazoa; Arthropoda; Insecta; Diptera; Drosophilidae
Product: homeotic protein labial
Exons: 3
Coding region: 239-2137 (632 amino acids)
Biological process (GO): regulation of transcription by RNA polymerase II
Cellular component (GO): nucleus
Molecular function (GO): RNA polymerase II cis-regulatory region sequence-specific DNA binding; DNA-binding transcription factor activity, RNA polymerase II-specific
Source: RefSeq, a predicted model, not a curated record
AGUAAUCAGUCACGACUUGGUAAGCGCGCAGGCAGCACGUCGUCGUCAUCGCCACCGGGAGUCGUGUUUUCGGUUCGAUAGAGAUAAAACCUCUGGCCGUCGCGUAAUAUUCUCUAUUAUUGGGAAGCAACUUGGGAAGCAACUGAAGUAUUUCAAGAACUGUGUGGCAAGUGAAGAGUAGUCAGUGAUACACCGGUCAUAUCGGAGUGGCGAGAAAGUGUGGUUCCGGCUGGACAAUAUGAUGGACGUAAGCAGCAUGUACGGCAACCACCCGCACCACCACCACCCACAUGCCAAUGCCUACGACGGCUACAGCAGCACCACCGCGGCGGCGGCCAACGCCAGCAGCUACUUUGCUCCGCAGCAGCACCAGCACCACCUGCAGCAGCAGCAUCAGCAAUUGCAGCAGCAGCACCAGCAGCACCUUACCUACAAUGGCUACGAGAGCAGCUCCCCAGGCAAUUACUAUCCCCAGCAGCAGGCGCAGCUGACACCACCGCCCACCAGCAGCCACCAGGUGGUGCAGCAGCAGCAGCAGCAGCAACAGCAGCAGCAGCAGGCGCAGCAGCAACAGCUCUAUCCGCAUUCGCAUCUCUUCAGCCCCAGUGCGGCGGAGUACGGUAUCACGACGAGUGCGACCACGGGAAAUCCGGGCACGCCGCUACACCCCACCAGCCACUCCCCGGCGGACUCCUACUACGAAAGCGACUCCGUGCACUCGUACUACGCCACCGCCGCAGUGGCCACAGUUGCUCCACCCAGCAACAGCUCACCGGUCACUGCCGCCAAUGCAAAUGCCACCGGCAACACACAGCAGCAGCAGCAACAGGCAGCGAUCAUCAGCUCCGAGAAUGGGAUGAUGUACACCAACCUGGACUGCAUGUACCCCACGGCCCAGGGUCAGGCCCCGGUGCACGGAUAUGCCGGUCAGAUCGAGGAGAAGUACGCCGCCGUGCUGCACGCCAGCUACGCACCCGGACUGGUGCUGGAGGACCAGGAUCCAAUGCUGCAGCAGGCCACGCAGUCGCAGAUGUGGCACCACCAGCAACACCUGGCCGGCAGCUAUGCCCUGGACACCAUGGACUCGCUGGGUAUGCACGCCCACAUGCACCACGGCCACAUUCCCCACGGGCACCUGGCCAACUUGGCCAGCAGCUCGCACCAGCAGCAGCCACAAGUCCAGCAGCAGCAACAGCAGCCGCACCAGCAACCGCAACACCCGCAGAACCAAUCCCCAGCGGCACAGCAGCAGCACCACCAGAACUCCGUGUCACCCAACGGUGGAAUGAGUCGCCAGCAGCGCGGUGGAGUGAUCUCCCCUGGCAGCUCCACCUCCUCAUCCACCUCCGCCUCGAAUGGAGCUCAUCCUGCCAGCACCCAAUCAAAGUCGCCAAAUCAUUCCAGCAGCAUCCCCACCUACAAGUGGAUGCAGCUUAAGAGGAAUGUUCCCAAGCCCCAAGCACCGAAACUACCUGCCAGUGGAAUCGCCAGCAUACACGACUACCAGAUGAAUGGACAGCUGGACAUGUGCCGCGGAGGAGGAGGCGGGGGCAGCGGCGUCGGGAGCGGUCCUGUGGUCGUUGGGGGCAACGGAUCCCCCGGGAUCGGUGGCGUCCUUGCCGUGCAGAACUCCCUGAUAAUGGCCAACAGUGCGACGGCGGGUAGUGCCCAUCCCAAUGGCAUGGGCGUGGGUCUGGGCAGCGGAUCCGGAUCCGGACUGAGCAGCUGCAGCCUAUCCAGCAACACCAACAACUCCGGCCGGACGAACUUCACCAAUAAGCAGCUGACCGAGCUGGAAAAGGAGUUCCACUUCAAUCGCUACUUGACGCGGGCGCGACGCAUCGAAAUCGCCAAUACGUUGCAGCUAAAUGAAACCCAGGUGAAAAUCUGGUUCCAGAACCGCCGCAUGAAGCAGAAGAAGCGCGUGAAGGAGGGCCUCAUUCCGGCGGACAUCCUGACGCAGCACUCCACGUCCGUGAUCAGCGAGAAGCCGCCGCAGCAGCAGCAAGCACAGCCGCCGGAACUGCAGAUGAAGUCGCAGGGCAGCGAUCUGGGCGGGAACGACCUGGCCACAGGAGCACCUUCAACACCCACAGCAGCCAUGACACUAACAGCACCCACAACCCAACAAAGUUGAAGGGCUUUCUUCGUUGAUGGUUGUAAUUGUUAUGCUAUUGUUGUUGCUGCCGCCAAAAUAUUGACGCAUUUCGUUGUGAUAAAGUAAUAGAAAGUGCACAGAAGAUCAGAAAGAAAUAAUCUAGGUAAGGGUACGAGAUAAUUAAAUAAAUAAUAUGUCACACACAUAGCAAAUUGAAAUCUGUAAUCAAACGCUAGCAACUAGUGGAAUCUAGGUGCCAUAUUCAUCUAGGGGCUGUAAAUACAUACACUUACACUAACAUUUCGCAUUGCCGCAGCUGAAGUUUAUUGGACUAGCUUAAACUGAACUCAGGGUUAAAUUAAAAAGAAACUUACUUAAAAGCACGCAGAGCAAUUGACAAAAUAUUGAUACAAACAGAAUCAAAACAGAAAUCUAAACUAUUUAAAACUUUCCAAUAACUAUUUAUAGUAGAACCCCUAGUUAUAUUCCACCCGCCACCACCACAACUCGUCUGUAGUAUUAUUAGAUAAGUUUUAGGAUGCCCGAGUUAUUCGUUUUGUGCUUAAAAGUAAUCGGUAAAUCAAUCUUGAUGUACGUCUGUAUAUUUAAUCUAGUCCUAAUUGUAAUAUAAUUAUAACUGUACACCACUUGUAUGAAGAAACAAUAAACGAAACCCGAUUGCAAAUUGUU